AUCAUUUGAUUUGAUAUUCUAUUACUUUAUAUCUCAAUGAUGAUCACUGAUAUUACCAAUGUUAAGUCAAACAUUCAACAAAAGAGCAAAUACCCUGGCAGUUACAGUAAUAAAAAGCCUUUAAGACUUGUUUUGGAUGAACCUGUUCUUUUCGUUGAAGAUAAACCUGCUAUGGUUCGUGGUGAAGUUAUUGUUAAUUUUUCCAAUGAUACUACUAUUCAGGGUCCCAUUGAAUUGGUCUUUGAAGCCAUACAAACUUUUUAUCCUUGGUCAGAAAUUAUGGUGAACCGUGCUAUUGGAAGUCCUAUCGAAAGUAAACUUCAAGUGAUCGAAUUAUCUUUAUUACCACCAAACUCUCAAGGAAUUAUGCCUGCUGGUGUCCAUCGAUUUCCUUUUGAAUUCCCUAUACCUCCUACUUUACCUCCUACUCUCAGUAUUACCAACCGAUUGGCUAUUUAUUAUCGUUUAACAGCAACACUUCGAAAAUCGUCUGAAGCUACUUCUUUAAUGGAUUGGGCCAUGCGAUCAAUUGGAAAAAAGAAACUGGUGGAUGUCUCUCAUUUACGUUUGGUACGUGCUAUUGAAGGUACACGUUCUAUCUCUCAACUUGAUUCUUCUCCUCUUGGUUCUUCAUCAGUGAAUGAAAACUCGAACAAUAAUAACACAAAUCAAGUGGUACCUUAUACUGAUUUAUGGACACAAUACAACAAUCGACUCUCUUUGGAUGAACAGCACGAUCAAUUAAUACAUUCUUUGGGUGGAAGAACGACUGACAACUAUACUCGACCAUUAGAUAGUUUGAUUAAGGAACAUGGAGUACGAUACAAACUCUCAGUGGAUAGAACUGCUAUUGCUUUGGGAACAAGUGUGGGAAUAGAAGUGGUGUUGCAACCUACGCAAAAGAUGACAAAGGUACGAUCUAUCUAUUUAUCCAUUGAAGAAAAACGAAAGUACAAGAUGAAUAUUCCUGGUCGUCAUUCCUUCUCUGAUUCUCCAGCCGAAUCACGACAUCAUUCUGAAGUAGGCAAGAUGGUACUGAAAUGGGCUUAUGGGUAUCCUGUUCCUUCUGAUGAUGAACCCUAUCCUGAUUAUUAUGAUGAAGAUCAUCUCAUUGCAAAUUCAGUUACUUCUAUUUUAUCCUCAUCAUCGUCAUCAUCAAGAUCAUCAGUAUCAUCAAUGUCAUCUACAGAACAACGUAAAUCAACACUACUAGGGAAAAAUGACGUAGCAACAUCAUCCAUUUCUGCGAUCUCGGCUAUGAAGGCUUCAUCUUCAACAUCAGAAACGCAAACGACAACGGAUUUGACAUCAUCACCAAAAGGAGGAUUAUUAAAUCUAAAACUAUUGGAUCAUCCGAUUGAACUAGGCGAAUACUUUGAAGGAAGAUUUGUAUUACCUGUACCAUCUUGUGGAGGUUUAUUGCACCCAUCUAUGGAUCACGAUAGUAUCAAGAUUCAACAUUGGUUACGAAUGGUGGUUGUCUUGGAACAGGAAGGAAAAAUGUUUGAAGUUGCUUUGGAAACACCUAUGCAUAUGUUGGAUUGUCGAUUAGUUGCCGAUGAUGGUCGUCAAACAAUUUUGCCACCACCACCAAGUUAUAACACUGAUGAUGACAAUCGGUCCAUUCCAUCCACAGUAUUUUGGGAACAACGUCAACCAAUCACUACCUUGGCACAAUGGGGAACUUGUCGAAGACCUUGUCCUUGUCAAAUCAAAAAUUACAAUCAACAGAAAUCAAGAUUACUUGCUGCUGUCAACAACAAAGCCAAAUCAUCAGUAUCUAGUAAGCAAAACAAUAAUAUCAGAACAAGCCAAGAAGUGCAAGAACAACCUAUUGCCGGAUGUCAGCCUGAAUGGGGUCCACCUCCUUUGUAUAGUGAAUAGUUAUUCCCCUUUAUUCAUUCUUUUUUUUCCCUCCUUUUAUGUCUUAGUAUUAACCGUUACCCAUUUUGUAUUAUAUUUGUUAUUAUUAUUUUAUUUUUUAAUGUCUCC
Molecule: messenger RNA, 1992 nt
Organism: Halteromyces radiatus
Lineage: Eukaryota; Fungi; Mucoromycota; Mucoromycetes; Mucorales; Cunninghamellaceae
Exons: 4
Coding region: 37-1884 (615 amino acids)
Biological process (GO): ubiquitin-dependent endocytosis
Cellular component (GO): cytoplasm; plasma membrane; cytosol
Molecular function (GO): ubiquitin protein ligase binding; protein-macromolecule adaptor activity
Source: RefSeq, a predicted model, not a curated record